This is a messenger RNA of Myotis daubentonii (Daubenton's bat), 2465 nucleotides long. It is a transcript of the gene MBD4, whose product is annotated as methyl-CpG binding domain 4, DNA glycosylase. The record is from RefSeq and is a predicted model, not a curated record. Gene Ontology annotation, biological process: base-excision repair. NCBI's taxonomy places the organism in Eukaryota, Metazoa, Chordata, Mammalia, Chiroptera, Vespertilionidae. Gene Ontology annotation, molecular function: pyrimidine-specific mismatch base pair DNA N-glycosylase activity; DNA binding. Gene Ontology annotation, cellular component: nucleus.
GCUAAGAUGAGUUACUUUUGUUUGGAAAUGAAAUCCUCAGAAGUACCUUCAAAGGUAUUACCUCCUUUUUACAGAUGAGGAAGGGAGACUGAGAGGUUAGGUACCUUGUUCCUGGACCUGCAGCGAGUAAAUGGCAGAGCUGGGAUUUGAACCCAGUAUGUUGACUUUAAAGUUUGUACUCUUUUCACCAGAUUUCAGUCUCCUUAUCUCUAAAGUUGUGAACUCUGUAAUUUCUCAAGAUCCACCGAGCUUCCCAAAACUACAUGGCCCCAAAUUACGUCAGAAGACCUUGAUUCUAAUUUUCGUUAGUCACUAGCUCUUUAGUUUCCCUAUUUCUAGAAAGGAAGUUGUAUUAGACAUCAUUAUACCCAUUCAGUUUUUGAAAUGUGUGAUUUAGUGAUUAGGAUAUACUCUGCUGAAGUUUUUCAAUAAUAGUACAGGGGGAGUAGUAUUAGAUUUAGUAGACCUGGGUUCUGGUAUCAGCUCUGCAAAUAACUUAAUCUUCCCAUCACUCAAUUUUAUCAAUAAAAUUAGAGUAAUCUUUAUCCAACCUACCUCAUAAGAUUAUGAGGAUCAAGAAUGAAAGAGACUUGAAAAUUCUGUGUCAUAAAUUACCUUUUGCAAGGAAAAUGUUCUGGCAUCAGAAAGAGUAGAAGAUGAAAAACAAAUGGUGAUAAGCAGCAGCAGUGAGUGCAAUCCCUUGCUGCAAGAACCCAUUGCCUCUGCUCAGUGUGGUGGUGCUGAAAUGACAGAAUGCCAUAAGUCUGUCCCAUGUGGAUGGGAAAGAGUUGUGAAGCAAAGGUUAUCUGGAAAAACAGCCGGAAGAUAUGAUGUAUAUUUUAUCAGCCCACAAGGACUAAAGUUCAGAUCCAAAAGUUCACUUGCUAAUUAUCUUCACAAAAAUGAAGAGACGUCUCUUAAACCAGAGGACUUUGAUUUUACUGUACUGUCUAAAAGGGGCGUCAAGUCAAAAUAUAAAGACUGCAGCACGGCAGCUCUGACAUCCCAACUGCAAAAUGAAAGCAGCAUUUCAAACCGGAACCUCAGGACAAGAAGCAGGUGGAAAAAAGAUGUGUUUCCUCUGCCAGGUGGUAGUUUGGAAUCCCAAGAGAGCAGGGAACUAUCUAACUCCACUGCCAUGCAUUUGCUUUUGAAAGAAGGUGACGGUGUUACUGAUGUUGACUCCAGAAAGGUUAGGAAGUCCAAAGGGAAGAUGACUACUUUGAAAGGAGUUCACAUUAAGAAAACUAAAACAGGGUGCCUGAAGAGUUUUCCAGAUCCUGUGCAAAGUAAGAGAAAAAGAGAAUCUGUGCAUAAUAAGGCAGAAGCUGAAAGUGAGCCUGUUGCACAAGAAAGUCAGCUUGAUAGAACUUUAUGCAUUUCUGAUUCCAGAGCAAGCAACAAGACCGUCAAUGUGACCAAGGAAGAAACGAGACUCGUAAAAGAAAAAUCACUGAGUUCGGGAUCAAAUUUUAGUUUUGAACAAAUAACUUCUGGCAUCAUAAACAAAUUAUGUUCGACCAAAGAAGCAGAACACAGGUGUGAGAAUACCUUUUUAGAAUCUGAGGAAAUAACAAAAGUAGAAGUUGGGGAAAGGAAGGAACCUUUGCAUGUUGACAGUUUAGAAUGUGGCUCUGAAAUGGACAGCAACUGCUCACAAACUGAGAAAGAUUCCACUUCUGUGAAAAUAUGUCAAGAAGACAUCAUCCCACGGACACAAGUAGAGAAAAGGAAAACAAGCCUAUAUUUUUCCAGCAAAUACAACAAAGAAGCUCUUAGCCCCCCACGUCGCAAAGCCUUUAAGAAGUGGACACCUCCUCGGUCACCUUUUAAUCUUGUCCAGGAAACACUUUUUCACGAUCCAUGGAAGCUCCUCAUCGCGACGAUAUUUCUCAAUCGCACCUCAGGUAAAAUGGCAAUUCCUGUGCUUUGGGAGUUUCUGGAGAAGUAUCCUUCAGCUGAGGUAGCAAGAACUGCAGACUGGAGAGAUGUGUCAGAACUUCUUAAACCUAUUGGUCUCUACGAACUUCGAGCAAAAACCAUUAUCAAGUUCUCAGAUGAGUAUCUGACGAAGCAGUGGAGAUACCCAAUUGAGCUUCAUGGGAUUGGCAAAUACGGCAAUGACUCCUACCGAAUUUUUUGCAUCAAUGAGUGGAAGCAGGUGCACCCUGAAGACCAUAAGUUAAAUAAAUAUCAUGACUGGCUUUGGGAAAAUCAUGAAAAAUUAAGUCUGUCUUAAAAACUCUGUGAUGUUUUAAAACUCACUUUUUAUAUAUUGCUUUGACUCUUCAGAGCUCCAUUAAGCCAACCAACUAUGUUUCCAGGUAUACAGGUUUUAAUCAGCCCAACUAGAAACCUAAUUCUUAAUGUGUGUGUCACUGGUAGAUCUUUACUACUGAACGUGCUAUAACAUGUUUUGAGAUUUCUUUAAAAAAUAAAUUGUGAUUUGACAACAAUCCUAAAAA